Molecule: messenger RNA, 1769 nt
Organism: Melanotaenia boesemani (Boeseman's rainbowfish)
Lineage: Eukaryota; Metazoa; Chordata; Actinopteri; Atheriniformes; Melanotaeniidae
Gene: ada2b
Product: adenosine deaminase 2b
Exons: 10
Coding region: 205-1713 (502 amino acids)
Biological process (GO): adenosine catabolic process; inosine biosynthetic process
Molecular function (GO): adenosine deaminase activity
Source: RefSeq, a predicted model, not a curated record
AUUAUCCAGUUGCUGUGAGUAUUAUGCUGACAUGCUGGACUGGCGCUGAGAUUCUUGUGGAAAACAAGCUGAUCAUUUAGUCAGACGGCGGAGCUGAGACGCAGGACGCCGGGAGCUUCUUCUAAACUCACCAAAUAAAGCAAUCCUGCUCUUGUGGAGGAUGUUUUAGUAGGAAUACAGAUCCUUACUGUGGGACACAAGGACAUGGUGGUCUCACUCUGCCUGGCUCUGGUUACUUAUGUACCCCUUCUGUGGUUUGUGAGGGAGACCGAUGGGAUGCCGGACCCCAAUCAUAGGGACCGGCUGAUGCGCCAGGAGGCGUCCAGACAGACAGGAGGCCUGUUGACGUUAACGGCUGCAGAGCAGAAGCUGGAUGCUUACCUGCAUCGAAUAAAGGAGCAGGAGAUGUCUGCAGCUCACUUUCUCCCUGCUGUUCACUUCUUCAAGGCAAAGCCUCUAAUCGAGAAGAGUUCAGUCUUCAAACUGCUGCAGAAAAUGCCUAAAGGCGCAGCCCUCCAUGUCCACGGCUCGUCUAUGGUCAGCCCUGAAUGGCUGGUGAAAAACGUCACCUACAGACCUCACUGCUACAUCUGCUUCACCUGGGACAACUCGGUCCGCUUCCUGUUCUCAGACCGCCAGCCCUUCCCACGGUGGGACUGCUUCUACUGGCAGCUGCUGGAGACGUUAAGAGCCAAAAUAGGAGACAACACAGGAUUUGACAACAGUUUAAUCCAGCACCUCACACUGUUCACUGAGGAUCCAGAUGGUGAAUAUCCAAACCAGGAUGUUGUGUGGGAGAAGUUUGAGAAAGCCUUUAUUGCCGCUGCAGGGCUAAUCACCCACGCUCCUGUGCUGAGGGACUACUUCUAUCGGGGCUUGGAGGAGCUGUACCGUGACAACAUCAUGUACGUGGAGCUGCGCAGUGGUCUGUCAAGGACGUAUGAGCUUGAUGGAACCAUUCACGAUAAGAUCUGGAAUCUGAACACAUUUCAAGAAGUUACAAAGAAAUUUAUCAGAGAUCAUCCAGACUUUCUCGGGGCCCGGAUCAUAAUCUCUGUGCACAGGGCUCUGAGUGUAUCUGAGGUUAAAGCAGCUGUAAAAGAAGCCAUCCAGCUGAAAAAGGAAUUCCCAGAUGUAGUCGUGGGAUUUGACAUGGUUGGCAGGGAGAACAGUGGGAGGACUCUCUGGUACUUCAAAGAAGCACUUUCUCUGCCAGCUGAGCUGGGUGAAACACUGCCUUACUACUUUCAUGCAGGGGAGACAGAUGAUGAAGGCACCGACAUAGAUCAAAAUAUUCUUGACGCUCUUCUAUUCAACACCACACGAAUCGGGCAUGGCUAUGCUUUGGCUCACCAUCCGCUUGCCAAAGAGCUUUCCAGGAAGAGAAACAUAGCUGUGGAGCUUUGCCCCAUCUCAAACCAGGUGCUGAAGCUGGUUUCAGAUCUGAGGAACCACCCUGCAGCCGUGCUGAUGUCUGAGGGCCACCCAGUGGUGAUCAGCUCUGAUGACCCGUCUCUGUUUGGCACCACAGGCCUUUCCUACGACUUUUAUGAGGCUUUUGUUGGCAUCGGAGGACUGAAGGCAAACCUGGCCACCCUCAAAGAGCUGGCUUUGAACUCCAUCAGGUACAGUUCGCUGCCGGCUCCUCUGAAGGACGCUGCGCUCGUCACAUGGCGGAACAAAUGGAACGCCUUCAUUUCUAAUAACUCCUGACGGCCUGACCCCAACGCAUCCUGUUUGACUUGAAUCAUGUUUCUUUUAUCAUUAAA